AUGGCGGGGCCCGGGGCGGCCGCCAAGGCGCUGCUCCCGGCGGUCCUGCUGGCCCUGCUGGCGCCCUGGGCGGGCCGAGGGGGCGCCGCGCCCACCGCCCCCAACGGCACUCUGGAGGCCGAGCUGGAGCGCCGCUGGGAGAGCCUGGUGGUGCGCUCGCUGGCGCGCCUGCCGGUCGCCGCGCGGCCCAAGGAGGCGGCCGUCCAGAGCGGCGCCGGCGACUACCUGCUGGGCAUCAAGCGGCUGCGGCGGCUCUACUGCAACGUGGGCAUCGGCUUCCACCUCCAGGUGCUCCCCGACGGCCACAUCGGCGGCGUGCACGCGGACACGAGCGACAGCCUGCUGGAACUCUCGCCUGUAGAGCGGGGCGUCGUGAGCAUCUUCGGCGUCUCCAGCCGUUUCUUCGUGGCCAUGACCAACAGGGGCAGGCUCUACGGCUCCCCCUUCUUCACCGAUGAAUGCAAGUUCAAGGAAACGCUUCUCCCCAACAACUACAACGCCUACGAGUCCUACCAGUACCCUGGCCUGUUCAUCGCGCUGAGUAAGAAUGGGAAGACCAAGAAGGGGAACCGAGUGUCCCCCACCAUGAGGGUCACCCACUUCCUCCCCCGGCUGUGA
This is a messenger RNA of Choloepus didactylus (southern two-toed sloth), 618 nucleotides long. It is a transcript of the gene FGF4, whose product is annotated as fibroblast growth factor 4. NCBI's taxonomy places the organism in Eukaryota, Metazoa, Chordata, Mammalia, Pilosa, Megalonychidae. Gene Ontology annotation, molecular function: fibroblast growth factor receptor binding; growth factor activity. Gene Ontology annotation, biological process: positive regulation of protein phosphorylation; animal organ morphogenesis; regulation of cell migration. The transcript has 3 exons. The record is from RefSeq and is a predicted model, not a curated record. Gene Ontology annotation, cellular component: cytoplasm. The coding region runs from base 1 to 618 and encodes 205 amino acids.